This is a messenger RNA of Fusarium redolens, 564 nucleotides long. RefSeq lists its product as uncharacterized. The coding region runs from base 1 to 564 and encodes 187 amino acids. The transcript has 4 exons. The record is from RefSeq and is a predicted model, not a curated record. Lineage: Eukaryota; Fungi; Ascomycota; Sordariomycetes; Hypocreales; Nectriaceae.
AUGGGCAUGCAGAUCCAGGCCAUCGAUAUUCUUUUAGCAGCGACGCAGCUACCCAUCAAGGCGAUGCAUAGGACAUUGCUCCAGCCCCUUCUGGCUCAAACGAAGCAUACAUGGCUCAUCGACAAGUACUAUGAAUCCCAGCACGUAUUCCGCAGGUACUGCGAGGGUACCAUGGUCCUCCGAAUCAAUCGGCUUAUCAAGGGUCCUAACGUCAAGAACCUUAUGCAACACCCCUUUCGCAAGGGCAAGCACCGGCACCAUAAUGUCAAGAAGAAGCCUCUUCUGCAACCCAGACCCGACUGGGAUGAACCAUUGACCACCGAUGAGCUCGACAUCAUCAAUUCCACUGCCGCCAACGUUGUCGCUGACAUAUCCGCUACUGGUACGACCGAGGCCGAGGCAGCUGAUGAGGAGUUCAACUCAAAUAAACUUGGCUACACUACUGAUGAAGGGUUUGAGAAAGGCUCCCCAAACACAACCCCAUAUUUACCAUCUAUAUCUGGCUUUAGGAACUGGGAGAACUUACAGGAGAUCUUCGCGACAUUCUUUGAUCUUGUCCUUUGA